GGAGCGGUUUAGAUUUGAGCCUGUGAGAGAGGGGAAAGAGAGAGAAAGUGAGAAUGUCGUCGACGGUGCUGGAAGUGACGCGGGGAGCGCACGAGGAGGUGGAGCGGUUGGAGCGGCUGAUAGUGAAGGACCUUCAGAAUGAACCGGUCUCCAACAAGGAGCGUUUGUAUCAGAGUCACCGUGUACGCAACAUGAUCGACACCAUUUCCUCCACCACUCAAAAGCUUAUUGAGAUAUAUGAAGAUAACGACAAUGCUAGGAAGGAUGAGAUUGCUGCACUCGGAGGACAAACUGCCACCGGAAUUAACGUUUUCAGUGCUUUUUAUGAUAGGCUCAAAGAGAUACGAGAGUAUCAUAGGAAGCACCCAGCUGCACGUGUUGUUGAUGCUAAUGACGAUUAUGAAGUACUUCUUAAAGAGGAGCCUCAAAUUGAGUUUAGUGGAGAGGAAGCUUUUGGUCGUUACUUAGACAUGCAUGAAUUAUACUAUCACUAUAUCAAUUCUAAAUUUGGCAAGCCAAUUGAGUAUUCUGCAUACCUUGAUGUUUUCCCGGACACAGAUAAGAUUCCUCGCAAAAUGAAAAUGACCAGACAGUACUGGGAAUAUAUGGAAAAUCUUCUGGAGUAUCUGCUAUACUUUUUCCAGCGGACAGAACCCCUGCAAGAUCUUGAUCGAAUUUUCUUAAAGGUAACGACUGAAUUUGAAGAAAAUUGGGCUGCUGGAAUGGUGCUGGGAUGGGAGAAUGACAAUCAGGAGAAUGGACAUGUACCCACUCAACACACUACGAUUGAUCUGGAUUAUUAUAGUACAGUUGAAGAGCUGAUGGAAGUGGGUCCUGAAAGGUUAAAGGAGGCACUUGCUGCAUUGGGGCUUAAGAGUGGUGGUACUGUUCAGCAACGGGCAGAGAGGCUUUUCCUCACAAAGCACACACCUCUUGAAAAGUUGGACAGGAAGCAUUUUGCUAAGGGGGCACGUGGUUUAGAAAAAAAUGGGGUUGGAGCAGUUCCACAAGAAGAUGGAAAUUCUAAGGAAAUUGCAUUGAUGGAAGCCAAAAUGAAAAAGCUGUGUGAUUUGUUAGAAGAGACAAUUGCUCGAACAAAAGACAAUGUUGUAAAGAAGCAAGCCCUGACAUACGAGGAAAUUGAAGCAGAGCGUGAGGAGGAAGAGACACAAGAGGACACAGAAAGCGAAGAUGAGGAGCAGCAGAUAUAUAAUCCCCUAAAAUUGCCGAUGGGGUGGGAUGGGAAGCCUAUACCUUAUUGGCUGUAUAAGCUACAUGGUCUGGGUCAGGAAUUUAAAUGUGAGAUAUGUGGGAACUACAGUUAUUGGGGGCGUCGGGCUUUUGAACGACACUUUAAAGAAUGGCGCCAUCAACAUGGGAUGCGAUGUCUUGGUAUACCAAAUACUAAGAACUUCAAUGAAAUAACAUCAAUUGAGGAAGCAAAAGAUCUUUGGAAGAAGAUACAGCAAAGACAAGGAGUGAACAAGUGGCGCCCAGAUCUAGAGGAAGAGUAUGAAGACAAAGAAGGCAACAUAUAUAAUAAGAAGACAUACACUGACUUACAGCGCCAGGGACUGAUAUGAGAACACUCAACUUUGAAGAUUGUUCUUUUCAAAUAGCUUAUCACUAGAAAAUUUCUUCUUUUCACCUGGUCUAUGAAAGCAGUUUGUUUUCGGCAGAGUUCAUGGGGGAAUAGCUGGUAUCUAAACAGUAUUGUACUACCAGAGAGAAGAGUGGGGAUAGACAUGGAGCCAUGAUUUGUGGCUUGCGUUACACUUUCUUGAGCAAUUGUGAAUUUGUAAUUGACGGAAGAAGAAACAUUGUCAUUGAUGUUGCAUAGUAUUAUAGGUUUUUGAGUAUUAGUAGCCUAUCUUAGAUCUUGGCAGCAGGUAUGUUUGGAAUCUACUUUUCAUUAACAGUGUCCUUGGAGGGAACACUCAUAGCGUGUAAUUGGACUAGUGAACAUGUUAAUUUUUUAUGAUAGAUUGCUCGUGUCUUAUCACAUUUUUACUGGGAUAAAUCGUCCUUUUUUUAAUCUUUAUUUUAAUUGAAUAACUUCUAUGUGGAAGAUUCUGAAUUUUCUAUCCGUUUUUUCUCUCUCCACUGCAAUGUAAACCUUUGGCAUUUGAGAAAUUUUUGGGUGGCAGGGAACUACAGCCACUCAUAGUUUGACUCUAGUUAAUUUUUUUGAAAAAUGCAUACUGGUUGAGACCAUGGUAGUCUACUAGCAUAGAAAAUUUCUCCUGGCAUUCCUUAGUUGAUGCUACUUUCGCUCCAAUGUCGUUUUCACACGUUGUUUCUUAGCAUGGUUUUUCCCUUUUUGUAUAAUUUUAGCAUUUCUCGGCGAACAUUUUAAGGAGGAAAGGCCUUGAAUUGCUUUGCCAAGUC
Abrus precatorius (Indian licorice) is the source of this 2388-nucleotide messenger RNA. RefSeq names its product splicing factor SF3a60 homolog. Bases 54 to 1583 code for a protein of 509 amino acids. Gene Ontology annotation, molecular function: RNA binding; zinc ion binding. The record is from RefSeq and is a predicted model, not a curated record. Gene Ontology annotation, biological process: mRNA splicing, via spliceosome. Lineage: Eukaryota; Viridiplantae; Streptophyta; Magnoliopsida; Fabales; Fabaceae. The transcript has 12 exons. Gene Ontology annotation, cellular component: spliceosomal complex; nucleus.